AGCGUGAGUGACUCCAUUUUGGUUUGGUCUGUUGAGCCAAGCACAGGAGCUCAGUGCAAAUCAAUGGCCUCCUAUAAAAUUUAUUUAACUGAACCCUUGUGCAUUGCUGGUGGGAAUUUAAAAUGGUGCAGCUACCAUGGAAAAUCAUAUGGCGAUUCCUCAGAACAUUAAACACAAUUACCAUAUGAUCCAGCAAUUCUACCUCUGGGUGUAUAUCCAAAAUAAUUGAAAGCAGGGACUCGAACAGAUAUUUGUACACUCACAUUCAAAGCAGCAACAUUCACAAUAGCCAAAGGGUGGAAGCAACCCAAAUGUCCAUGGAGGGAUGAAUGGUUAUGCAAAAUGUGGUACAUCUAUACAAUGGAAUAUUAUUCAGUUGUAAAAAGGAAGGAAAUUCUGACACAUGCUACGAAAUGGAAGGAUCUUGAAGAUAUUAUGUUAAGUGAAAGAAGCCAGACCCAAAAAGACAAAUAUUGUAUAAUUCCACUCAUAUCAGGUGCCUAGAGUAGUCAAGGGGAAGUUACUGUUUAAUCGCGAUAGAGUUUCAGUUUGGGAAGAUGAGAAAGUUCUAGAAAAGAAUGGUGGUGGUGGUUACAGAACAAUGUGAGUGUACUUGGUGCCACAGAACUGUAUGCAGUACUUACAAAUGGUUACAAUGGUAAAUUUAGGCCAGGAGUGGUGGCUCAUGCCUGUAAUCCCAGCAUUUUGGGAGGCCAAGGCAGGAGGAUUGAUUGAGGCCAGUAGUUUAAGACCAUCUUGGGCAACACGGUGAGAUCCCCAUCUCUACAAAAAUACAUUUUAAAAAUUUAAAAAUUAGCUGGGCGUGGUAGCACACGCCUGUAGUCCCAGCUACUCGGGAGACUGAAGUGGGAGGAUCACUUAAGCCAGAAGUUCAAGGCUACAGUGAGCUAUGAUCGCGCCACUGCACUCCAGCCUGGGCGACAGAGCGAGACCCUUCUAAAAAAUAAAAAGGUUCCGACUCUGCCACCCCCAACGAGUCUCACUGCGCAGGCGCCGAGCGGUGGGCAGGAGCGGGCGUGGCCUGACUCUGCGCCUGUGCGGAAUUCCAGCUGCGACUGCUGAGGGAGAAAAUGAUGCCCAGGUUGGGCUCCCCGGCCCACCGGCCGAGGAGAGGCCUUCGCUGCACACGCGCAGACCGAGCAUCCGCGUCAAGAGGCGAAGAGAGCGCGCGCUCCCCACGUCCUGCGCGCCUGGCUGCCAGGCAUUCGUCUCAGCCGUGACUCUCGCCAGGCCGGGGCUGGCGCGCCCACGUCUGAAGAGCGAUGCCCCGGGAGAUCAUCACCCUGCAGCUGGGCCAGUGCGGCAACCAGAUUGGGUUCGAGUUCUGGAAACAGCUGUGCGCCGAGCAUGGUAUCAGCCCCGAGGGCAUCGUGGAGGAGUUCGCCACCGAGGGCACUGACCGCAAGGACGUCUUUUUCUACCAGGCAGACGAUGAGCACUACAUCCCCCGGGCUGUGCUGCUGGACUUGGAACCCCGGGUGAUCCACUCCAUCCUCAACUCCCCCUAUGCCAAGCUCUACAACCCAGAGAACAUCUACCUGUCGGAACAUGGAGGAGGAGCUGGCAACAACUGGGCCAGCGGAUUCUCCCAGGGUGAGAAAAUUCAUGAAGACAUCUUUGACAUCAUAGACCGAGAAGCAGAUGGAAGUGACAGUUUGGAGCUCCAGAACAGCUCCAGAGUGAUAAAGGGCUUCGUGCUGUGUCACUCCAUCGCUGGGGGUACGGGUUCUGGCCUGGGCUCCUACCUCCUGGAGCGACUGAAUGACAGGUACCCCAAGAAGCUAGUGCAGACUUAUUCAGUGUUUCCCUACCAGGACGAGAUGAGCGACGUAGUGGUUCAGCCCUACAAUUCACUCCUGACACUCAAGAGGCUGACGCAGAACGCAGACUGUGUGGUGGUGCUGGACAACACAGCCCUGAACCGGAUUGCCACAGACCGCCUGCACAUCCAGAACCCAUCCUUCUCCCAGAUCAACCAGCUGGUGUCCACCAUCAUGUCGGCCAGCACCACCACCCUGCGCUACCCCGGCUACAUGAACAAUGACCUCAUCGGCCUCAUCGCCUCGCUCAUUCCCACCCCACGGCUCCACUUCCUCAUGACCGGCUACACCCCGCUCACUACGGACCAGUCAGUGGCCAGCGUGAGGAAGACCACGGUCCUGGAUGUCAUGAGGCGGCUGCUGCAGCCCAAGAACGUGAUGGUGUCCACAGGCCGAGACCGCCAGACCAACCACUGCUACAUCGCCAUCCUCAACAUCAUCCAGGGAGAGGUGGACCCCACCCAGGUCCACAAGAGCCUGCAGAGGAUCCGGGAACGGAAGUUGGCCAACUUCAUCCCGUGGGGCCCCGCCAGCAUCCAGGUGGCCCUGUCGAGGAAGUCUCCCUACCUGCCCUCGGCCCACCGGGUCAGCGGGCUCAUGAUGGCCAACCACACCAGCAUCUCCUCGCUCUUUGAAAGUUCCUGCCAGCAGUUUGACAAGCUGCGGAAGCGGGAUGCCUUCCUCGAGCAGUUCCGUAAGGAGGACAUGUUCAAGGACAACUUUGAUGAGAUGGACAGGUCUAGGGAGGUUGUUCAGGAGCUCAUUGAUGAGUACCAUGCGGCCACCCAGCCAGACUACAUUUCCUGGGGCACCCAGGAGCAGUGAUUUCCCUCCCCACUACUCCUUCUCCUUCUGGAUGGUAACCACAGCCUCGACCAUGCCUGCUCCCUCUGACCCAGCUUCACCUCAUGGACAACGCUUCUUGGUUCAUCUCUAGCCCAUGAGCUGGUCCUGCUUCCUCCCUUCCAUGCCCUAACUCUUAAUAUGCUUGUUCAGCUCUAAUAAAGUAAUAAAGCUUGGUUGUCAGUAUA
Molecule: messenger RNA, 2872 nt
Organism: Pan troglodytes (chimpanzee)
Lineage: Eukaryota; Metazoa; Chordata; Mammalia; Primates; Hominidae
Gene: TUBG2
Product: tubulin gamma 2
Exons: 13
Coding region: 1284-2666 (460 amino acids)
Biological process (GO): cytoplasmic microtubule organization; microtubule nucleation
Cellular component (GO): gamma-tubulin complex; microtubule
Molecular function (GO): GTP binding
Source: RefSeq, a predicted model, not a curated record